This is a messenger RNA of Diabrotica virgifera virgifera (western corn rootworm), 1470 nucleotides long. RefSeq lists its product as uncharacterized. The transcript has a single exon. NCBI's taxonomy places the organism in Eukaryota, Metazoa, Arthropoda, Insecta, Coleoptera, Chrysomelidae. The record is from RefSeq and is a predicted model, not a curated record. Bases 1 to 1470 code for a protein of 489 amino acids.
AUGUCCGAAACUGAAAAUUAUAGUCAAGUUUCUAACGUUGAAAGGUACAAGAGAAAGAGAGUAGGGCUUAAAUCUAAAUUGACAAUUUUUAAAAAUUAUAUCACAGAUGUAGAGUCCAAUAUUUCCAACGAUGAUUAUAAUACUCCGUCAGAGGAAAUCAAAUUAAGGUUAAAUAAAGCUGUAGAUUUAUUAGAUAAUUUCGAUGAAAUUCAAUCCGAAAUUGGAUGUCAUGUGAACGAUUUAGAGGAGGAAGCGUCCCAAAGAGAGCUCUUCGAAAAGGAUUAUUUCUCUAUUAUUACUAAAACACGAUCGCUGCUAUCAAAGGCCAAUCCCAAUGAAGUUAUGUAUAACAUUAAUUCAGAAAACGAUGUUCAAUCCCAAGCACGUCCUUCUAGUCGACCUAACGUCAAUUGUAACAUUAAAUUACCUACUCUUCAACUUCUAAAAUAUAGCGGGAGCUAUGAGAAAUGGUUAGAGUAUAGAGAUUCGUUUCAGUCAAUAAUCAUGGAUAAUUCAGAUAUAAAUCCUAUUCAAAAAUUCCACUACUUAAAUUCCUCUCUUAGCGGUGUUGCCGAAAAGGUCAUUAGUAAUUUGCUAGUGUCUUUGGAUAAUUUCUCAGUCGCGUUGCAAAUGCUAUGUGAAAGAUUUGCAAACAAAGAUUUAUUAAUAUAUAAUCACACCAAGUGUCUUUUUUCUUUCCCAAAAAUCACAAAGCCAUCUGCAUCAAGCAUCAGGCAACUAAUAGAUGAACUUCAAGGUAAUUUAAGGUCACUUAAAUCAUUGAACCAACCAAUUGAUACCUGGGAUACCCUACUUAUAUUUAUUAUAAUAGAAAAACUUGAUUCCUACACCACACAGGAGUGGGAAUCUAAGAAACCUUCAAACGCAACGUUAAAGGAUCUUAUUAAUUUUCUAAAAGGUAAGGCUGACGUUUUGGAAAAAAUUGAUGCCAACCUUGGACAGAAUAAUAAAGAACGAUUCAGUUCCGAUAAGAAAUCUUCAAGAGCUCUAGUAGCCACCCAAACUUCUUGUGCUUUCUGCAAAUCCAUCAAUAAUAAAAUAAGUCUGUGUCCCGAUUUCAAUCAUUUAAGUAUUUCUGAUCGGGCCGAAAAUGUUAAGAGGCUUAAAUUAUGUUUCAAUUGCCAACAUUCAGGCCACAUUAAUUUAAAUUGUAAGCACGGAAAGUGUACUAAAUGUGGUAAAAAGCAUCAUUCUCUCUUGCAUAUCAAUACGGAUAACUCAAAUAACUUAACUUCAUAUUCCAAUUCAGUGCAGUCAUCUUCGAAUAUUCAAUCUGACUCGACUGUACACAACACUCAAACCCUAUCUAACUAUGUUCCAGAAUACAAGUCUGUUCUGUUAUCGACAGUUCUAGUGAAUGUUUUUGAUAGCGCAGGAGUUGCGCACAAAUGUCGUGCCCUCCUGGAUAGUGCUUCACAAUCAAAUUAUAUUGUAUCUAGUUUUUUUUGA